GAAAGGCCUUCUAAAAGCUUAAUCAACUUUCCUACACUUUGAUUGUUUGCCAUGGCUUUAAACCUGCCAAAAGUGCUUUCUUAGAGCCACUGCCGAAAGGGCUCCAUAACACAUGGAGAAAAGUCUCUUUUUUUCCAAUUCCAAACCUACAAAUAAGUAUUUCUUAGAAAACAAGGAUGUUCAUCACUUUCAUGCUCAUCAUCAUAUUCAUUUGAUAAACAUGCAAAACCCUAAUCAAAAGCCUCAUCAUGAGAACUCAUCAAGAAGUCAAUCACCGGAACAUGAGGAGCCGGUUUCCGAUGCCAAGUGGGCCCCUAGGCUUCUUCGGGAGUGUGCUACCGCGAUUUCUAACAUGGAUUCAACCAAGAUCCAUCACUUGUUGUGGAUGUUGAAUGAACUUGCUUCUCCCUAUGGUGAUUGCAAUCAGAAAUUGGCAUUUUAUUUCUUGCAAGCCCUUUUUUGUAAGGCCACAGAUACUGGCUUGAGGUGUUACAAAACCCUAACUUCAGCAGCUGAAAAGAGCAAAUCAUUUGAUUCAUCUAGGAAAUUGAUCCUAAAGUUCCAAGAGGUAAGUCCAUGGACGACUUUUGGUCACGUUGCAUCAAAUGGUGCAAUUUUAGAAGCAUUAGAUGGAGAGACUAAGCUUCACAUAAUUGAUAUAAGUAACACCUUUUGUACACAAUGGCCAACUUUGCUAGAAGCCUUGGCUACACGUAACGAUGAAACGCCACAUCUUAAGCUCACGGUUGUGGUCACGGAAAGCAUACCAGUGAAGUCAGUUAUGAAAGAAGUAGCACAAAGGAUGGAGAAAUUUGCUAGGUUAAUGGGAGUCCCAUUUGAGUUCAAUGUUAUAAGUGGAUUGAACCACUUGAAUGAACUCACAAAGGAGAGUUUGAAUAUACAAGAAGAGGAAGCAUUGGCUGUGAAUUGCAUUGGAGCCUUGAGAAAAGUUGAAGUAGAAGAGAGGGGAGGUGUUAUAAGAAUGCUAAAAUCCCUUAACCCUAAAGUUGUGACAAUAGUGGAACACGAGGCUGAUUUUUCUAGCACAAGGAAUGACUUUGUUAAGUGCUUUGAAGAAUGCCUUAGGUUCUACACAUUAUACUUUGAGAUGCUUGAUGAAAGCUUUCCAACAACGAGUAACGAAAGACUAGUGAUCGAAAGGGAAUGUUCUAAAUCCAUAGUUAAGGUUUUGGCAUGUGAUAAUGAAAUUGGUGAAGGAGAUGGUGAAAGAAGAGAAAGAGGAAAUCAAUGGUCUGAAAGGCUUAGGGAAUGUUUUUCCCCAUUUCCACUAAAUGAUGAUGCUGUUGAUGAUGUUAAGGCCUUGAUUAAGAGGUACAAAGCUGGAUGGUCACUUGUGCUACCACAAGAAAAUCAAGAACCACCAGGAAUUUACCUGACAUGGGGAGAAGAACCAGUGGUAUGGGCUUCAGCAUGGAAACCCCAUGAAAAUCACUCGACGUAGCUACAUGAUCAAUGAAGAUUCAUAUAGCUGAACUUGACGGGAGUGAUGAUCAACGAAGAUUCAUAUAGUUGAACUGGAAGUGCAUGAUAUCAUUGAAGAUUAAUAUAGCUGACUUGGACGUGCGUGGGAUUAAAACAUAGUAGUUAUAUUGUCAUAAGCUUUAGCUUACAACAAGCUAAAGCUUGGUAACAUUUAGUAUUUCUAUAUUUGGGAGCCAGCAACAUAUAGAUAAGCAAGAGGUUCCUUUUUGCUUUAAUUUGUUUUCCUUUCAGUCUUCUUUCUUAUGCAUCUUGCAAACAUAUAGGACGAUUGUUACUAGAUUAUUUUGUUUUCUUUAAUUCCUUUCCUUUUUCUACCUUCUAGAUUCAACAACACUAUAAUGCUUUGUGCUUGGGAGUUUGUAUUGCUUUCUUUCGUUUGCUUAUUUUUUUCAAUAUCUUCUUGUUUGAAAGUGUUUGCAUCUGUACUAGCUUUUUCAAAUUA
Molecule: messenger RNA, 1945 nt
Organism: Lycium barbarum (goji berry)
Lineage: Eukaryota; Viridiplantae; Streptophyta; Magnoliopsida; Solanales; Solanaceae
Product: protein SHORT-ROOT-like
Exons: 1
Coding region: 113-1462 (449 amino acids)
Biological process (GO): regulation of DNA-templated transcription
Cellular component (GO): nucleus
Molecular function (GO): sequence-specific DNA binding; DNA-binding transcription factor activity
Source: RefSeq, a predicted model, not a curated record